GUGGAGCAAAAUGAGAGCGCAGUGAGCCGGGCCAGCCUCUCUCCCGGCCGUCCCCGACGCCCACCAUGAACCACUUGGAGGGCUCCGCGGAGGCGGAGGUGACCGACGAGGCAGCAGGCGGGGAGGUGAACGAGUCGGUGGAGGCCGACCUGGAGCACCCCGAGGUGGAGGAGGAGCAGCCGCCGCCGCCGCCGCCGCCGCACUAUGUGGGCCGCCACCCGCGCGGGCGCGCCCUCGAGGACCACCGCGCGCAGCCGGGGCAGGAGGAAGAGGAGCGCGGGGAAAGCCUGGCGCGCUCGGCCAGCACGGAGAGCGGCUUCCACAACCACACGGACACGGCGGAGGGCGACGUGAUCGCCGCGGCGCGCGACGGCUACGACGCGGAGCGCGCGCAGGACCCCGAGGACGAGAGCGCCUACGCCGUGCAGUACCGGCCCGAGGCCGAGGAGUACACGGAGCAGGCGGAGGCCGAGCACGCCGAGGCCACGCACCGCCGCCGGGUGGCGGGACCCGCGGGCGGCGAGGCGGGGCAGCGGUACAGCAAGGAGAAGAGAGAUGCCAUCUCGCUGGCCAUCAAGGACAUCAAGGAGGCCAUCGAGGAGGUGAAAACCAGGACCAUCCGUUCGCCUUACACCCCCGACGAGCCCAAAGAACCCAUCUGGGUCAUGCGCCAGGACAUUAGCCCCACCAGGGACUGUGACGACCAGAGGCCGAUGGAUGGAGACUCUCCAUCUCCUGGCAGCUCGUCACCCCUGGGUGCAGAGUCAUCGAGUACACCCCUUCACUCCAGCGACCCUGCAGAAACUUCCACAAAUAAAGAGUCAAGAAAAAGCUUGGCUUCAUUUCCAACCUACGUUGAAGUUCCCGGACCCUGCGAUCCCGAAGACUUGAUCGAUGGAAUCAUUUUUGCCGCCAAUUACCUUGGCUCCACCCAGCUGCUGUCAGACAAAACUCCCUCCAAAAAUGUGCGCAUGAUGCAGGCCCAGGAAGCAGUAAGCAGGAUCAAGAUGGCCCAGAAAUUAGCCAAAAGCAGGAAGAAGGCUCCUGAAGGCGAAUCUCAACCAAUGACCGAAGUGGAUCUCUUCAUUUCUACCCAGAGAAUCAAAGUACUGAAUGCUGACACACAGGAGACGAUGAUGGACCACCCUUUGAGGACCAUUUCCUACAUCGCAGACAUCGGGAACAUCGUUGUGCUGAUGGCCCGCCGACGGAUGCCCCGCUCCAACUCCCAGGAGAAUGUGGAAGCUUCCCACCCGUCCCAGGAUGGAAAAAGGCAGUACAAGAUGAUCUGCCAUGUCUUUGAGUCUGAGGAUGCCCAGCUGAUCGCACAGUCCAUUGGGCAGGCCUUUAGCGUGGCGUACCAGGAAUUCCUCAGGGCCAAUGGGAUCAACCCCGAAGACCUCAGCCAGAAGGAGUAUAGUGACCUGCUCAAUACCCAGGACAUGUACAACGAUGACCUGAUUCACUUCUCCAAGUCGGAAAACUGUAAAGAUGUUUUCAUAGAGAAGCAGAAAGGUGAAAUCCUGGGCGUGGUGAUCGUGGAAUCAGGCUGGGGAUCUAUCCUCCCCACGGUGAUCAUCGCCAACAUGAUGCAUGGAGGCCCUGCAGAGAAAUCGGGGAAGCUGAGUAUUGGAGACCAGAUCAUGUCCAUCAAUGGCACCAGCCUUGUGGGCCUGCCUCUGUCCACCUGCCAGAGCAUUAUUAAGGCCUUAAAGAAUCAGUCCCGAGUAAAGCUGAAUAUUGUGAGAUGUCCUCCGGUGACCACCGUGUUAAUCAGAAGGCCAGACCUUCGCUACCAGCUGGGUUUCAGCGUCCAGAACGGAAUUAUCUGCAGCCUCAUGCGAGGGGGCAUAGCUGAGAGAGGAGGCGUCCGCGUGGGACAUCGGAUCAUCGAGAUUAAUGGACAGAGCGUUGUGGCCACCCCUCACGAGAAGAUCGUCCACAUUCUCUCCAACGCUGUCGGGGAGAUUCACAUGAAGACGAUGCCAGCUGCCAUGUACAGACUGCUGACGGCCCAGGAGCAGCCCGUUUACAUCUGAGCCGCGCCCCUCACCUCGCGCGGAUGCAUGGAGGACUCUCAUUGUGGUUGUGUUUCUGUGCUGCAUCCCCGUGUCCACUGAGACAUUCCCUCUCGCGCCCGCCUGGCAUUUGGUUUUACACAGGAAGAGCGGUAUCCGCAAGGACCUCUUUGCUCUCUCUCUCCCGUGUGCUUUUUAUUUUUUUAUUUUUAUUCUUUGACACCAGGGAAGUUUAUAUGUGCUCCCUUGAGGACGGAGAGCGGCCAAGGUCCACCUGGCAUUUACCCAGGGUCAUCCUGGAGGGCCUUUCUGGCGGGGUCCCGAGGUGGGGGACGGCCCAAGGGGGACCCCUCCCUGCCCGAGAGGUGCAGAUCUUUUAGAAGGAGCCCCUCGGGGCAGCGAAGAAGCUAAUUCAGCAGUGCCUCAAACCCGGUUGCUGAUCUCUGCGCUCCUCGAGUUGAUUUAUGGGAAUAUGGUGGUAACGGGGGACCGGCCCACAUUGUUAAGGGUAUGCACUGCCCACCAGAGAGUCGGGGCACCAUACGUGAUUUCCUUCUAGAAUUUCUGAGCCAACCUUAAGCCUCUUCUAUAGCUAGUUUUAGUUUCAACAUAUGUGUUUUGUAAUACGAGCCUUCUCACCCCAGGCUAACAGGGGAAAUAACUGCCUUGCACAAGGAUUCCAUAGCGUUGCAGAGAGCCAGGCAAUUCACUGGACAUCCCAAGCUUUGCCAGGUUAGGUACCAACCAUGAGAUAAACACAGGCAGGUCCUCUCUGCCUCUCUCUCUGUCUUUCACACACACAGUCUCACUUGCUGUCCCCCUCUCCCGCUUCCUACCACCACUGAGAAAAGCUAAAAUCAGGCACACAGAACCCCUGGGAAACCCACCUCUCUGGGAGGCUCCUUUCCCUGGCAGGCGGCCAGGCACGCAGGGGCUGGUCAGCCCCAGGGACUGAGGCCUGGACCUCCUGACGCCACUUUGGCUCACAGCGUCCUCCUCCCGGACUCCCCUCCCCCCAUACCCUGGGAGUCUGGGAAGGAUGGCCUGUUCCCCUAGAAGGCGAGCAUCUGGGUGCAAUAGUUCAUGUUUCCUGACCCAAGGCAAGACCAGCUUUCUUCUCUGCUCAGGGCCACUAGGCAGGAUGUGAUAUUUGAAAGGCCAGAAUAAUACAUAAGCCACAAAAUAAAGGGGACAAUAAUGACCUCAAGUGGUACCUAAGAAUCCCCAAACGUGUUCCAGGAAUAACAUCUUGCUGCCUUGUGGGUCUGAGUAGUUUUCUGCUGGUGUGAAAUGUCAUGUGUUCUCAUCAGGUGCCUCAGGUUUAUGGACUCUGUCUCAGUUCAUUGUGGACGUAGUAAUAUUUUUCGGAGCCAGUUUUCACUUAUUCUUGGUCCAAAGAGCAUUCUGUUUUCAUGUAGGGUGUGGUUUUGUUUCGUUUUUGUUUUGUUUCAUUCAUGACCUCCGCAGAGACAGGGGAAGAGAAACUAAUAUAUUUUGUGAUAUUGAUAUAGUCCCUGUUCUCUGCAUCUGGGAUAUUUAUGUUGUGUCUGUGGAGAUAGGAAUUCAGUGAGCAAAUGUUGGGUAGGAUGUAUUUAUAGAGAGAAUGGAGGGAUUUCAGGGAGGGAGAAACUGACUAUAACAGGAUUAGGAACCAGAGACCUCACCCAGAGAACGCUGUGGUCAACUCCCUGAGAUCUCUGUCUCUUCUGAAUCCUCUGCUUCGAAACAGGGAAGCUACAUGCUUGAAAGGAGGCAGCAGCUGGACACUCGGCUCUGCUGUGGGACAAAACAGCCCCACGGAAGAGACUGCCAGCUGCCCGAAUGUCCUGGGUGGGAACGGGCUCCUGCUUCUCGUAAGAGCUGUGUAGGGCGGGUGAGGGGAGCCGGGAGGGGCGGUCCAGGACCCCUGGGCUUCUUUCAAGGAUGUUUCACAGGACGCUGCUGGGAGGCCAGCCCCAAGGUCAACCCCCCACGAGUGUGAGGACCCAGAGCCAUGGCCCAGAUCUCAACCUGCCUUUCCUGAAAUAACCAAACUGUAGUGUAUCUGGUGAACGUAGUAAAGUACUAAAGAGUCA
This is a messenger RNA of Carlito syrichta (Philippine tarsier), 4093 nucleotides long. It is a transcript of the gene APBA1, whose product is annotated as amyloid beta precursor protein binding family A member 1. Gene Ontology annotation, cellular component: cytoplasm; dendritic spine; plasma membrane. Gene Ontology annotation, biological process: chemical synaptic transmission. Lineage: Eukaryota; Metazoa; Chordata; Mammalia; Primates; Tarsiidae. The transcript is spliced from 13 exons. Gene Ontology annotation, molecular function: protein binding; amyloid-beta binding. The record is from RefSeq and is a predicted model, not a curated record. The coding region runs from base 66 to 2039 and encodes 657 amino acids.